This is a messenger RNA of Zerene cesonia (dogface butterfly), 1107 nucleotides long. RefSeq names its product UPF0193 protein EVG1 homolog. The record is from RefSeq and is a predicted model, not a curated record. The transcript has 5 exons. Lineage: Eukaryota; Metazoa; Arthropoda; Insecta; Lepidoptera; Pieridae. The coding region runs from base 124 to 939 and encodes 271 amino acids.
AAUUAUUAUAAGUUGUCUAUGAAAGUUGUUUAGUCAAUUUCGUAACCCGGGAUUUUAAAAUUGUACUUAUACGUGCGUUGUAUAUAAUUUGGUUACGCAUUUAUACUUAUAUGAAUAAUAUCAAUGGAAACACCAGAUGCAAAUGGUUUUGUAAAUGUAAUCUGGCCAAGUAAAAGCGUUCCGCAUGGUGGCAUUUUUCAUACGAGAGUUAUUGAACCUUCGAAAACCCAGCAACAAUUUCUUAAAAUAUUACUGGAAGAAUCUAAGCUUUCAAUUGCUCAACGAAAGAAAUCGGCAUUAGCUCUUCGCGAAUAUGAGGAAAAAGAACCUCCACCUAGAGUGGAAGUACCGAUGGUUCGCCCAAGAACAUCACGACGACGAUCUUUGUCAGCUAUUCGUGAAUCUGGAAUAUAUGAAGUUACGAACUAUCGUCCGUUAAAACGUGGGGAGGACCGAGAAAAGCUAAAAGAUAAUCUAGCGCACAAAAUGGAAUACGGCGACGAGGGUCAGGUCCCACCGGCUGCUCCUCGCAGUCGCAAGUCUCCACCAAGAUUACCUACCAAAAAAGAGAUGUGGCACGACUUGGUAACGCAAAUAAGAGAGCGAGCAGAAUGGCUAGCUGAGAUGGAAGACCUAGGCCAGGGUGCCCCACAUCGCGAAGUGAUAAAGGACCAAAUAGCAGAACGGAUGAGGGCCCUCGAUGCUCUUGGGCUGGACAGUGAGCCUUGUACAGCUAGGUCUAAGGGCUCAGGGUUUAGUGUCCUUCCUAGUGUUAGGUCGAACACUAGUGCUAAAUCUGACAAAUCCAGUAUAUCUAGAAAGAGCCAAGAUAAGACUAAAUCAACUAGGACUCCAAAGAGACACUUGAAAAAAGAUGAAAAUGUAGCAGCCUAUGAAAAACUAUCGCCUCUACAGUAUUCACCUAGGAGAAGAUUGUAAUAGAAAAAAAAUUUGGUGUAUUAUUUUUUGUUUUUCUUUAUUUGAGUCUGGUUUUUGGAACAUUUACCAAAUCCAAGGUACAUUAUUUUUGUUUCACAUAGAUAAAGCAUAUCUAAAAUACCAAAAUUGCUGUUUAACCUCAAUGAAAUAAAUAUUAUGACAUAAUAA